AUGAGUAGCGACUACUGCCGUAGACAAAAAACGUCCAAAAACACCCUUACACGCGCUCGUACAUGUCCUUCAAUCCGUAAGAAAAUACCCCCCAGGAAACAAUCAUUCGACUCAUGUGACCUCCGUGGUCCAUGCCGUUAUGAAAGUUCCCUUGUUCUGCUCACGAAGAAAUUUGUGCGCAUGUUAAGGAAUUCGUUAGAUGGCGUCUUGGAUCUAAACAACGCCGUCGUUGAAUUGAACGUCAAGAAGCGACGCAUUUAUGAUAUCACAAACGUCCUCGAAGGGAUUGGAUUAAUCGAAAAGAAUUCUAAAAACCAUGUGCGUUGGAAAGGCGCAAUUUCGUCGUCGACAAGCUCGAGUUUCAAGCGACGAAUUGAAGAUCUAAAAAAGCGCAACGCCGAUCUUGAGACACAGUGCCAGAAUAUUGCGGAAAGUAGGGAUGAAAUUGAUGCCGACAUUAAAAAGAUGUUUGAAUCAGAAGAAACAAACAGAUUAGCAGUCUUGUAUCGGUCUGACAUUCAGAACCUCACGCAUCUAGAAAGUGACGACGACCUUAUUGUCGUAAACUGGCAUCACGAUAGUUUAAUACACAUUGGAAAAUCAAUCGAGGACGACCAAUCCAAUCGGUGCACCCACAAACUCUCAAUCAAACAUCCCGACAAUCCAUCCAUCAAUAUCAAUCCCCUACCCCCUCUCUAUCCCAACCACCAUUUCUCAAAUGGUCUUUCUCGAUUAAACUUAUGUCCUGCUGGUCUUCAAAGCAGGCAGCUUCACAAUACUGGAUUACCAGUUAACGCGAUCAAUGAUCGUGUCCUUCACUCUCAAGAAUCGACACUGGAUUACUCAUACGCAUAUAUAGCUCAAGCUCCGACUCCGAUUUCUCCAAAUAGUUGCGAGUUCAAUAACCACAGUGACGAUAAUCGUUUCGAUAAUUGUCAGGAUCACCAGAAAGAUCGUAACGAGUGA
Messenger RNA from Paraglomus brasilianum, 966 nucleotides. Lineage: Eukaryota; Fungi; Glomeromycota; Glomeromycetes; Paraglomerales; Paraglomeraceae. The record is from the annotation of a GenBank genome assembly.